UUCGUUUUUAGUUGUUGAUGAAAAAGGCGUCCAAACGAUUUGGGGUUUGGGUCCGUUCUUAAGUUUCUUGUAUAUUUUUAUUGAUACAAAUACUAUCAAUUACUGAUAACACUCUGUUCUAUAUAUUCAUUGUUCCAAAGUCGAGUGGAAUCUUACUAAUCAUGGAGCUAUUGAAGAGUAUCAAUAAUAAAGAAAUUUUCAUGGAGGUUCUCCAUUUGUCUAUUGAGUUUUUGAUUGGCAACAUCAACGACCAACAAGCACUACGUUUCUCACACAAGUUCGGCUUCCAAAAUCCCGACGAUUUCUUACUUGCCACGCGCACAAUAUCGAAGUACUACAAGCAAUGUUGUUCAGAUGGUGGGGAUACGGAUAUUUCUGAAAAAUUGUCCUAUUUGAGUCCAGAGCUAAGACCGCUUGUGCCCUUGGUGCUCGCGGCGAGACUCGAUGCAGUCGAAUUAGCCCUUGGAAGAAGCGAAUACCUUAAGAAUCACGUCAAGUUUGUGAUGUCCUUCUCCUGGGACACGCGCCUUAUAUUGGGCGACAGCAGUUUUAGAAGCAAUAUUCGGCAAGUGGCAACAAUAAAUUUGCAUUGCCAAUCAAAUUCGAAUCGCGAAGUUAUCUACUUUGAAAUGGAUUUAAAAAAACUAUGCGCUAUGAUUGAAGUAUUAGAAAAGUCUCUUAAGAGCGACUAAAUUGUUAUAAUAUAAUUCUAAAUAUUCUUAAGACUAUAUUUAUGCAAUUGUAAAUAUGUACAUACAUAUAUUCCCAAAAUACAAUAUGUUUAUGUAUGAUUAGAAAUAAACUAGAUAAAAACAUUUACUUUUAACAAAAACAUAA
Drosophila virilis is the source of this 837-nucleotide messenger RNA. RefSeq lists its product as uncharacterized. The record is from RefSeq and is a predicted model, not a curated record. NCBI's taxonomy places the organism in Eukaryota, Metazoa, Arthropoda, Insecta, Diptera, Drosophilidae.